UUUGUCAAUAUAAUGAGUAUGUAGGGAUCUGGUGUAUCUAUGACAGGAGUGCGUGCGACAAUUCCAACAAAGUCGUGUGUUACUACUACUUCAAAGGAAUCAAAUGGAUCAACAACAGCAAAUGGAUGCUCCAACAUUUAACAGUAAAUCAGUUGAAAAGAAACCUGGAAUUCUCAUUCUUGGAUCUCCCAAUGUUGGCAAACGUACCCUUCUUUCCCGACUACUUUCAGUAGAUUCUGAAGAUGCCUUCGAUUCAUCUUCUAACAUUCUAUCCUAUCCGUGGACAAUCAACACCAAGUAUUAUAAUGCUGAUGUUUCUGUUUGGAUGGCCCAUCUUCAUGAGGAUUUUUCCAUUGGAGCCCUGCCAGCAUACGAUCAGCUUGUUGCAUUGGUGAUGGUCUUUGACGUUAGUGAUCUCUCAUCUUUUGAUGCGCUGAAAGAUUUAGUCUCCCGCACGGACAUCCAUACGUUUGAGAUUUUGUUAUGCAUUGGAAACAAAGUGGACCUUCUUCCUGGUCAUUCAGCUCAUGUUGAAUAUAGACGGCACCUGUUGAAAAAAGCAGACUCGUCUGGCAGCCCUCUAUUGGAUUCUGGAAUUUCUGAAGCAGAAGGAAGCAGCUUAUUAGGAGAUGAUUCAUCAUCAUCAUCUGAUAUUAAGAAUUCCUACUUGGAUUGGUGCCUCGAACACAACAUAGAAUAUGUUGAAGCCUGUGGAUCAAAUGCUGAUUUUGACAAAUGUCUUUCUGUGGAUGGUGAUUCUCAGGGCGCCGAACGGCUCUUUGGAGCACUUUCAGCUUAUAUGUGGCCUGGAAUGAUCUUGAAGUCUGGUGAUAAGAUUACCGAGCCUUCAUUACCCGACCAACAAGAAUUGUCAGAUGAAGAAGAAUCUGAUUACGAACUUGAAUAUGAAAUCCUAUCUGCUGGCUCAGCUGAUCCGUGGGAUGACACGGAUAUAGGAUGGGUAUCUGCAAAUGCUCCCGAGGGAUCGGUUCCCAAUGGAAAGAGUGAAAUUGAGUUAAUUCGAGAUGAAAUGCAAGCUUCAUCAUCUACAUCUCAAUUGGAAGGAGAAAGUGACAGAAAAGAAAUGCCUAGAGGAGAUACAGCUGAUGGUGAUUCAGAGGAUGAUAAAGGAACAGCAUAUGACUUUGAGAAUUUGGAACAGUUAAUGUCUGAGAUUGGGAAUGUCCGAGACAGCUUAAGGUUAAUGCCGGACUUCCAAAGGAAGGAAAUGGCUGCAAAUUUGGCAAUGAAAAUGGCUGCCAUGUUUGGUGAUAGCAGUGGAGAUGAAGGAGGAUUUGAUUGAUAGAAGCCGCAUAAAGUUCACUGAUCACAUAUGCCCCUCAGUUUCACUUCUUGUGGAGCUGUUCAUAAACUAAAGGAAUCUGAUAAGCGCGUUGUGCAUUCAUGUUUAAGUGAGAUCGACGAGCUGUUUAUCAAAGAUAUCUGCUAUAAAAAAUCACUGCUUUAAUUUUGUGUGUUUAUGAUCCUAGCAGGUGAUUGGAAAGGGUAGAAAUGUUUUUAGCUUGUUCAGGCUUCUAUAGUAGUUUUUUAGAUUUUCCUACCAGUAGUGAUUUGUGUAGUAUUAGCAAGAUUAAUAUAUUAUGUUAUGAGAAUCAGCUGUGGCUUAAUUUGUUGAACUUCUGGUUAUGUUAUGAGAAUCAGCUAUGUUCUUUUGCUGA
This is a messenger RNA of Lycium ferocissimum, 1679 nucleotides long. RefSeq lists its product as uncharacterized. Gene Ontology annotation, molecular function: GTP binding; GTPase activity. Lineage: Eukaryota; Viridiplantae; Streptophyta; Magnoliopsida; Solanales; Solanaceae. The transcript is spliced from 6 exons. Bases 104 to 1303 code for a protein of 399 amino acids. The record is from RefSeq and is a predicted model, not a curated record.